This is a messenger RNA of Adineta steineri, 751 nucleotides long. Lineage: Eukaryota; Metazoa; Rotifera; Eurotatoria; Adinetida; Adinetidae. The record is from the annotation of a GenBank genome assembly.
UGUAAUUCCAAAAGCAACACGUCCACCACCACCUUUAUCAUUUCCAAUAAAUCGUUCACCAAGUGUAGUAGUUGUUACUCCUACACCGAAAAAAAUUGAACAACAAAUUCCUAUUGUUUAUAGAAGUUAUAAUGGAAUAGAAACAAAUCAUUAUCAUUCACAUGAUAUUACAUCAAAUCCAGUACGUCAUAGAAAAAAAAUUAUUGUACAAAAAUCAAACAAACAAAAUGGAAAUAUUUAUAGUGAUCAUCCAUUAAUUUCAACACGAAGAAAUACAAUUCAUACUAAUGAAAUUGAUUUUGCUAUGAUUCGAGCAAUGAAAAGAUUUGAAAUUGAACGUGAUCUUCUCCUUCAAACAUGUGACACACUUGAUCGUGUUAAAGUAUUUUUAGCUGAUCGUCUUAUUGAAAUGAAGGAUAAACAACGUUCUUAUUGUCUUCAUUUAUCAACAGCAGAAACAACUGGUAUUGCACCAGAACCAAUUUAUAAUCGAGAUUUAGUUGCUGAUUUACUUAAAUUAGCAAAUACAGUUAUUGCUGAAGCUCAGUAUGAUUCUAAGAAAUCAUCUGAUCGUUCAUCAAGUUCAUUAUCAUCUUCAUCAUUCAAUGGAACAAAUAAUCAAUAUCAUCAACAAUUAAAAACAAAAAAUGAUCGUAUUAAACAAUUAGAAACAGAAAAACGUGUUUUAUUAAAAGAAUUAGUUGAGAUGAGACAUCAACAUAGAACAGUUAUUCCAGCAAAAAAUUGCUAA